Bolinopsis microptera is the source of this 741-nucleotide messenger RNA. RefSeq names its product coiled-coil domain-containing protein 12-like. The coding region runs from base 12 to 386 and encodes 124 amino acids. The transcript is spliced from 3 exons. NCBI's taxonomy places the organism in Eukaryota, Metazoa, Ctenophora, Tentaculata, Lobata, Bolinopsidae. Gene Ontology annotation, cellular component: U2-type spliceosomal complex; post-mRNA release spliceosomal complex. The record is from RefSeq and is a predicted model, not a curated record.
AAUAGGUAACAAUGACAGCCACAGUGGAUGAGACAGCCAGUAUGGACAGUGAAGAGGUUCCCAGGAAGAGACUAAAGUUCAGGUGCUACAAACCUCACGAUAACCAACUUCAGGGUAAACAGUUGGAACAAGUUGAAGCUACAUCAAUAGUCAGUACAGUAACAGGUAUACUGGACAAGGCGACAGCACAGUCUACAGAGGUGGAUCUCAACACACUUGCUCCCAGGAAAGCUAACUGGGAUUUGAAGAGAGAUGUGGAGAAGAAAUUAUCAAAAUUAGAACGAAGAACAAAACGAGCGAUGGCAGAGAUGAUACGGGAGAAGUUGAAAGCUGAGCGGGACAUCAUAGCUGGGGCAGGACAAGACGAGGGAAACGAUAGCGACUGAUGUGGACUCCUUGUUUUAUUUACGUGAGAACGACUCAAGAUAAAAAUGUUACUGCUCAACUUUUGAGUUGAAUAUAACAUGGAUAUUAUACUGCGGAUUAUGCCUAUUUUUACUUUUUAUGUUAACCGUAUUUACGCAAGUUGUCAUGAAUUCGAGAUUAUGAGGCGACUAAAGAAGAUACAUUUUUUAAUCGAACAUGACUUUAUUUCUACUGUGAAGGUAUAAAAUGUACCUGUUUGAACAAAGUUACCUGGAAAUGAGCGAAGCUGUAAUUUCUAUUUUUAUCUUAUUAUAUAUUAUUAUCAUCUUAUUUGUUAAAUUAAAUUAACUCACCCAAUACAAACUUGUACUAAAA